This is a messenger RNA of Oldenlandia corymbosa var. corymbosa, 717 nucleotides long. NCBI's taxonomy places the organism in Eukaryota, Viridiplantae, Streptophyta, Magnoliopsida, Gentianales, Rubiaceae. The record is from the annotation of a GenBank genome assembly.
AUGUCAGACCACAUUCCUGACCAUCUGCUUGUUAAUGUGCUUCUCUGGCUACCAUUUGAUUCCUUGAUUCGAUUCAGAAUUGGUGACGGUUCUGGCUCCUUCGAGGCGGUUGCCACCGGAGAACUCAAGAAGCCCCCUUCAAAGUUCCGCAGAUACAGGCUUAUGUUUGUGAGUUCUUGUAAUGGUAUCAUUUGUCAGCAGAAUCAGAAAAAAGGUUAUGUCUCCUUGUGGAAUCCAUGGAUUCAAGAGUACUCCGAAAUGCCUUCUCCACCAUUUGAACAUUUCAAAGGUGUUGCAUCUGGGUAUGAACACAGCAAUCAGGACUUCAAAGAGAGGAGUUCCGGCAAAAUUUCUUGUGGCCAAUUUCCCACCAAACCAUAUUGGAGGAAUGUCUUUCUUGAGAGAAAGUUGGUUGUUUUGAAUGGCCGCCUUUCUUUGUUCCGCUGUUUCAACACCCUAAGAGGGCCACCUGGACUAGUUGGAGACAUACAUUUGAUGGAGGAUUAUGAUGGAUCAGCAAUUGAUGAACAGAGUUGUGCUUGGACUAAGUUAACAGCCAUUGAGUUCCCGUCGAAUUUUAGAGGUGAUUACAGAGCUAAUUACACAUUCACGCCGGUUGCCUUCUCAAAGAAAAUGGGGAAAAUCCUGUUGCAGAUUGAUUAUGUAAAGCUGGUAGUUUAUGAUGUUGAAGAUAAAUCAUUCAGAGAUAGGUGGUGA